AGCCUCGCAGCCGCCCAGCGCCGGACUCGCCACGCCGCGCUGGGCAGCUGGAUAGCUGGCGGCCGAGCGGGCCGGGAGCGGCGGGGGCGGCGCCCAGGCCGCGGGCGGGGGGAGGAGGGCCGCAGCCCGGGAGAGGGGAAAAGGCGGGCCGCACGGCGCCAGCAGCCAGCCCCGAGGACGCGAGCGGCAGGUGUGCACAGAGGUUCUCCACCUUUUUUUCUGAACUCGCAGUCAGGAUGGUUUUCUCUGGCAGGCAGUGUGGCCGUGUUGGCAGAACUGAAGAAGUUUUACUGACAUUCAAGAUAUUCCUUGUCAUCAUUUGUCUUCAUGUCGUUCUGGUAACAUCCCUGGAAGAAGAUACUGAUAAUUCCAGUUUGUCACCACCACCUGCUAAAUUAUCUGUUGUCAGUUUUGCCCCCUCCUCCAGUGGUACUCCAGAGGUUGAAACAACAAGCCUCAAUGAUGUUACUUUAAGCUUACCCCCUUUAAACAAAACAGAAAAAACUAAAAUCACUAUAGUAAAAACCUUCAAUGCAUCAGGCGUCAAACUCCAGAGAAAUAUCUGCAAUUUGUCAUCUAUUUGCAAUGACUCAGCAUUUUUUAGAGGUGAGAUCAUGUUUCAAUAUGAUAGAGAAAGCACCAUUCCCCAGAAUCAACAUAUAACAAAUGGCACCUUAACUGGAGUCCUGUCUCUAAGUGAAUUAAAACGCUCAGAGCUCAACAAAACCCUGCAAACCCUAAGUGAGACUUAUUUUAUAAUGUGUGCUACAGCAGAGGCCCAAAGCACAUUAAAUUGUACAUUCACAAUAAAACUGAAUAAUACAAUGAAUGCAUGUGCUGUAAUAGCUGCUUUGGAAAGAGUAAAGAUUCGACCGAUGGAACACUGCUGCUGUUCUGUCAGGACACCCUGCCCUUCCUCCCCAGAAGAGUUGGAAAAGCUUCAGUGUGACCUGCAGGAUCCCAUUGUCUGUCUUGCUGACCAUCCACGUGGCCCACCAUUUUCUUCCAGCCAAUCCAUCCCAGUGGUGCCUCAGGCCACUGUGCUUUCCCAGGUCCCCAGUGCUACCUCUUUUGCUGAGCCCCCAGAUUAUUCACCGGUGACCCACAAUGUUCUCUCUACAAUAGGGGAGAUUCACCCCCUUUCACCUCAGCCUUCAGCUCCCAUAGCUUCCAGCCCUGCCAUUGACAUGCCCCCACAGUCUGAAAUGAUCUCUUCCCCUAUGCCCCAAACCCAUGUUUCCGGCACCCCACCUCCUGUGAAAGCCUCAUUUUCCUCUCCCACCGUGUCUGCCCCUGCGAAUGUCAUCACUACCAGCGCACCUCCUGUCCAGACAGACGUCAUCAACACCAGCAGUAUUUCUGAUCUUGAGAACCAAGUGUCGCAGAUGGAGAAGGCUCUGUCCUUCGGCAGCCUGGAGCCUAACCUUGCAGGAGAAAUGAUAAACCAAGUCAGCAAACUUCUUCAUUCCCCGCCCGACAUGCUGGCCCCUCUGGCUCAAAGAUUGCUGAAAGUAGUGGAUGACAUUGGCCUACAGCUGAACUUUUCAAACAAGACCAUAAGUCUAACCUCCCCUUCUUUGGCUCUGGCCGUGAUCAGAGUGAAUGCCAGUAGUUUCAACACAACUACCUUUGUGGCCCAAGACCCUGCAAAUCUUCAGGUUUCUCUGGAAACCCAAGCUCCUGAGAACAGUAUUGGCACAAUUACUCUUCCUUCAUCGCUGAUGAAGAAUUUACCAGCUAAUGACAUGGAGCUAGCUUCCAGGGUUCAGUUCAAUUUCUUUGAAACACCUGCCUUGUUUCAGGAUCCUUCCCUGGAGAACCUCUCGCUGAUCAGCUACGUCAUAUCAUCGAGUGUUGCAAACCUGACCGUCAGGAACUUGACAAGAAACGUGACAGUCACAUUAAAGCACGUCAACCCGAGCCAGGAUGAGUUAACAGUGAGAUGUGUAUUUUGGGACUUGGGCAGAAAUGGUGGCAGAGGAGGCUGGUCAGACGAUGGCUGCUCCGUCAAAGACAGGAGAUUGAAUGAAACCAUCUGUACCUGUAGCCAUCUAACAAGCUUCGGCAUUCUACUGGACCUAUCUAGGACAUCUGUGCUGCCUGCUCAAACGAUGGCUCUGACGUUUAUUACAUAUAUUGGUUGUGGGCUUUCAUCAAUUUUUCUGUCAGUGACUCUUGUAACCUACGUAGCUUUUGAAAAGAUCCGGAGGGAUUAUCCUUCCAAAAUCCUCAUCCAGCUGUGUGCUGCUCUGCUUCUGCUGAACCUGGUCUUCCUCCUGGACUCGUGGAUUGCUCUGUAUAAGAUGCAAGGCAUCUGCAUUUCAGUGGCUGUAUUUCUUCAUUAUUUUCUCUUGGUCUCAUUCACAUGGAUGGGCCUAGAAGCAUUCCAUAUGUACCUGGCCCUUGUCAAAGUAUUUAAUACUUACAUCCGAAAAUACAUCCUUAAAUUCUGCAUUGUCGGUUGGGGUAUGUAUAAGCUUGCCUCGGCGCCCAGGUGGCUAGGGGCGGGGUCACAGGCGCCAGAGGUGUCGCUGGGGCACCUCUCCGGGCCUUCCCCCUUUUUCUUCCGGGCUGGGUCCCGCUACUCCAGUUCCGCUAGGCGGCGGAGACGGGGCCAGGGGCGGGACUACAAUCUUGACCCUCAGAGGGGUGCCCAGGCGGCCGCGGUGGGCGGCCCUCUUUCUCCGGCCUCGGGUGGGAUUGGCACCCGUCUCGGGGGGCUCCUCACUACCACUCAGGGAAGCCAACUCGUUCCCCGCCCGGAGCCGGGUUCCCCUAGACUCCCGCGGGCCGCCUCCUUUUUCGUCUCCCCCCCCGAGGCCGCGACUCUGAGGGUUCCGCUCUGCGGCGGAGGCGGGGCCGGGGAUGUGGGCGGGGCCGUGGGGGGGGUCGUUCCAGGGCGCGGGGCGGGGCCCCCUCCUUACCUGUGCCCCUCAGGGCUCCAAAGGUUCCACUCCGCGGCGGGGGCGGGGGCGGGUCCGGAGGGCGGGUCCAAGGCGCCCAGGUGGCCGCGACGGAAGGGCUUGUUUCUCUGGCCUAGGCUGUGGUUGGCAGCCGGCUGGGGAGAGAAGGGACUCAGGGAGGCAACCUGGUUCCCGCCCGUUGCUGAUUUCGCAGCGCUCUCCCGGGCUGCCCCCUUUUCCUUCCCCCUCAGGCCACUACUUGGAGCGUUCCGCUCCGCGGCGGGGGCGGAGCCAGGGGCGGGGCUGAGCGCGGCCUGGGCGGGCUACCCGGCGGCUGGGGUGGGCGGGCGUCUUCUUCCCGCCCGACGGACCACCACGCGACCGCCGGGACGUAAAAGGGGCUCGGCAGGGGCGUCCUCGCCCCACGCCCGAAACCCGGUUUCCCGCCGCUCCCUCGAGCGUCGGGAGCCCAGCAGGCCUGGCCGAGGCGGGACCUUCGUCGCUCCAGCCCCCGUCCCCGCCUCCGCGCCUCCCCACCGCGCGAAGCUCUGGUUGGCUUGCUUUCCGACCAGACUUAGGGGCUAG
Messenger RNA from Piliocolobus tephrosceles (Ugandan red Colobus), 3488 nucleotides. RefSeq names its product adhesion G protein-coupled receptor G2 (gene ADGRG2). The record is from RefSeq and is a predicted model, not a curated record. NCBI's taxonomy places the organism in Eukaryota, Metazoa, Chordata, Mammalia, Primates, Cercopithecidae. The coding region runs from base 237 to 3488 and encodes 1083 amino acids. Gene Ontology annotation, biological process: adenylate cyclase-activating G protein-coupled receptor signaling pathway; cell surface receptor signaling pathway. Gene Ontology annotation, cellular component: plasma membrane. Gene Ontology annotation, molecular function: G protein-coupled receptor activity. The transcript is spliced from 25 exons.